Messenger RNA from Solea senegalensis (Senegalese sole), 1163 nucleotides. It is a transcript of the gene nkx2.5, whose product is annotated as NK2 homeobox 5. Gene Ontology annotation, cellular component: nucleus. The transcript is spliced from 2 exons. The coding region runs from base 146 to 1147 and encodes 333 amino acids. Gene Ontology annotation, molecular function: DNA-binding transcription factor activity, RNA polymerase II-specific; RNA polymerase II cis-regulatory region sequence-specific DNA binding. Lineage: Eukaryota; Metazoa; Chordata; Actinopteri; Pleuronectiformes; Soleidae. Gene Ontology annotation, biological process: cell differentiation; regulation of transcription by RNA polymerase II. The record is from RefSeq and is a predicted model, not a curated record.
UCAAGCUCAGUCUGGUGUUCCAAACUGAUACUUAAAUCCAGUAAAUAUUACCAGACAAGAGAGGAAGUUUGUUGACGUCUCCCUGUUGCGUCCAUAUGACAGGUUAAUAGUUUUUCUUCUUCUUUAUUUCUAAGUCCUCGUGACAAUGUUUGCCAGUGGCAGCACGUCCACUCCCUUCUCUGUGAAGGAUAUAUUAAACUUGGAGCAGAGUCAUGGCGUCAUGGUGUCUUCUCUGGACGUUUCUGCGCGCAUGGACUGCUGCACAGUGCCGGACUCUUCACUCUCCUCCUCAUCCUCCUCCUCUUCUCCCUCCUGCAUGCUGGCCCGCAUGAAGCAGGAGCCUCUGCGGGACAUGGCGACCGCAGCAGCCGCAGCUGCAGCCGCAGCCGCCGCGUCCUCGCUGUUUGGAGAAGAGCUGCAGGAGUCCAGAGCAGGCAGAGGGAGCUCUGCGCUCAGCUUUGCCUCCAACUUUUAUGGCAAAUCGCUCUUGGAUAUGGAUUUAAUGAAGGAUGAGAAACCAGACGGGUUUGAGGGGAAACGCAGAAAAGUGGAGUUCACUUCUGCUCUCGGGUCCGUGGAGGACGUUAAAUCCCAGGAUGCGGAUCCACCAAAGCCCCGCAGACGCAGGAAGCCGCGGGUCCUCUUCUCUCAGGCGCAGGUGUAUGAGCUGGAGCGCCGCUUCAAGCAGCAGAGGUACCUGUCCGCCCCGGAGAGGGACCACCUGGCCGGGCUGCUCAAACUCACCCCGACCCAGGUGAAGAUUUGGUUCCAGAACAGGAGGUACAAGUGCAAGCGGCAGCGGCAGGACCAGAGCCUGGAGAUGGUGUCUCUGCCGCCGCCCAGGCGGGUGUCAGUGCCGGUGCUGGUGCGGGACGGGAGGCCCUGCAUGGCGGCGGACACGAGCUCCUACAACCCGUCCUACAUCAACCAUUUCAACUACAACAAUUACCCGCCUUUCACUAACUACACCGGGCCCGGCUGCAACACAAACUACGCGUGUAAUUACCCCGCAGCCACAAUGCAAACUGUGCAGGGAUCCAACAACAACAACAGCGGGACUUACAUGAACUUUGCACCGGGGGAUCUGAACAACGUGCAGAGCAUGUUUCCCUCCACUAACGGCCUACAUGGCAUCAGGACAUGGUGAAUAUCAAACACAGGAU